Ostrinia furnacalis (Asian corn borer) is the source of this 1818-nucleotide messenger RNA. RefSeq names its product integrator complex subunit 14 (gene IntS14). The record is from RefSeq and is a predicted model, not a curated record. The transcript is spliced from 10 exons. Gene Ontology annotation, biological process: snRNA 3'-end processing. NCBI's taxonomy places the organism in Eukaryota, Metazoa, Arthropoda, Insecta, Lepidoptera, Crambidae. Gene Ontology annotation, cellular component: integrator complex.
GUGGUUUCUGUGGUGGUUUCCGUGGUUCUCAUGUUUACAUUUUUUAAAUAUUAUUUUCAAUGAAUUUAUAAGCUAAUAGGUAUUAAAAGUAACAAAAAUGCCUACAGUAUUAUUGCUAGAUGUAUCGCUGUCGAUGUCGCGGCCGGUACCGUCGACAGACAACACAGAAAGUCAUACCCGGCUCACCAUCGCUGCUGCGGCUAUCAAUACAUUUUUGGACUAUCUAAGCCUCCAUGCGAAACUAGAAUAUGUAGCCCUGGUGACUUUCUCUUCAAUUUAUGAAGUAUCCGUACCGUUCACGCGUGACUUCGACACGAUCAAAGCAAAAUUGCCUCUGCUCGAAGAAGGCGACAAAACCUGCAUAGAGACAGCUUUGCUCGGUGUGAACCAGCUGGUCCUGAGUGAAUGGGGAUGCCAAACACCAGUACAAAUUAUAUUGGUCACAGAUGGCAGCAGUGGAGCAGGUGCAAUCGGCAGAAACCGUAUCAUUCAAGCACUGCCGUUACCACCUCCGUAUGCAGCUAAGAUACAUGUCCUGCCUAUCGUCUCACCACACGAUACCUGCUUGCAACAUGCAAUGCCUUUGUAUCAGAAGAUAGUGGACAUGGCUGUAAGUUCCUCAAACACAUUAAGUGCCACAAUAUCACGAGGAGCCAUCUAUUGUCCGGACCAACUCUCUGUACCUAGUGCAAUAUCAGCGAUGACGCGCCUCUGCGAGCAGCACUACCAAGAGUUCUGGUGCUCGCUGAAGUGCGGCCAGCUGGAGGCCCGGGUGCAGUUGUUCCCGGCGCCGCAGACCGCCGCGCACGAAGGCUUGGCGGCCACGUACACACUGUCACACCAGUUGCACGUUAUUGGCUUCGUAUCUAAUAACGAUUUAGCUACACCAAUAGCGAUAAGUAAACAUCUUGUGAUACCACAGGCGCAAGCAGCUGCCAGUAAUGCUAGUAGAGAAAACUAUGGAUCCAAAACUCCUACAAAGGAAGGGUCAACCACAGAAGGCUCCACAACAGAAGAAGACAUGUCUGAUCCAAGCACAGUGCCAAACUUUUGUGUUUUACUACAUGGCGCAUUGAAGGUGGAAGGCAUGUCAGCGAUCGUGCAACUGGGCGCGGAGUGGUGGGGCACGCUCUCCGCGUGGUGCGAGGCGUCGCGCGCGCGCCGCUCGUGCCUGCUGCUGAGCGUCAUGCGGCCGGGCGCCGCCGCCUCGCCCUGGCUGGGCCCGCUCGACCAGCUGGGCCCGCUCGACGACGGGACGACUGCUCAUUGGUGAAUGUCCCCAGCUGAGGCGUUCCCGGUGCGGUCUUGGCGCUCGUACAGCGGCGGCGGCUCGGGCUGCGCGUGGGCGCGGCCGCACGCGCUGCUGGCCGACGUGCAGAAGGUGCUCCGCCACGCCAGGAAGCUGCCGGACAAGACGCAACACCUUUAUAAGGAGCUGAACCGACUGCGGCGCGCGGCAAUCUCGCUAGGCUUCUCAGAGCUGCUGACUUGCGUGGGAAGCGCGUUGGAGCGCGAAUGCGCCUCGCUGCCCGCCAGCGCGCCGCCCGAGUGCGCGCUACAACUGGCGCACGCCGCCGCCGCACUCAGGGACCCGCGGACGGCCCUCGACAUCAAACACACGCUCCAACCCUUGGCCGCCAACUUCACCGUCACUUCAAUGUCACACUGACAUUCGCAACCUGACUUCACGGGUAGAAAGAUGAAGCCGUGAAGGAAGAAGAACCUUUAGGAAGGUCGCCAAAUAACGACAUAAAGUGGGAGAUUAAAAUUUUGAACAUGGUCAACUGGAAGUAAUAAGGCCUUUAAUGACCUAAAACU